Molecule: messenger RNA, 1102 nt
Organism: Mucor mucedo
Lineage: Eukaryota; Fungi; Mucoromycota; Mucoromycetes; Mucorales; Mucoraceae
Product: WD40-repeat-containing domain protein
Exons: 6
Coding region: 28-1080 (350 amino acids)
Biological process (GO): mRNA export from nucleus
Cellular component (GO): THO complex part of transcription export complex
Molecular function (GO): protein binding
Source: RefSeq, a predicted model, not a curated record
UUUUUUUUUUUUAAUUUAACAAACAUCAUGGAUAAUCAAGAAGAUGCCGAUGAAGGAAAGAUCGUGUAUGAUUGGAGUCCUCCCAGUGGAAAGAAACAAAACUUUUACUACAAGGGUGCUCGCAUCGACAGAGAGCAUGUCAACAAGAUGUUUGACUCGUCUAAAAUAAGAGAAUGUAAAGGUCAUAAAGAAAAAGUUCAUACUGUAGCUUGGAACUGUGACGGUAGAAAGCUGGCCUCUGGUUCCGUCGAUAAAACUGCGCGUGUAUGGUCUCCCCACCGAGGCACAGAUAUUAGAUAUUCCAUUGAAUUAAAGGGACAUACAGACAGCGUAGAUCAAUUAGACUGGGAUCCAACACAUCCGGAUCGAUUAGCUACAGCCUCGUGUGAUAAAACCGUGCGUUUAUGGGACCAACGAUCUGGUAAAUGCACAGCUGUUGUGGCCACAGAUGGUGAAAACAUCAAUAUCUGCUGGAGUCCCGAUGGCACCAACAUUGCGGUAGGAGAUAAAAACGACACGAUCAGCAUUAUCGAUACACGCACGCAUAAAAUCAUUGAUAAACGCAAGCACCAGUUCGAAGUCAAUGAAAUUGCUUGGAAUAACGCCAACAACCAAUUCUUUGUCACUACAGGUCAAGGCACCAUCCUCGUCUACGAUUAUCCUUCCUUUGAUUUACGUGCUAAUUUACGUGGACAUACCGCCAAUUGUUACUGUGUAGAAGCAGAUCCCACCAGCAAUUAUUUAGCAGUAGGUUCGGCUGAUGCCUUGGUGACUUUGUGGGAUACCAAGACUUUUCAAUGCGUGCGUGCCUUUGAGGAGCUUACAUGGCCAGUGCGUACACUUGGAUUUAGUUUUGAUGGUCAAUAUAUCGCAUCUGCUUCUGAAGAUCAUUUUGUUGACGUGUCGCAUGUGGAAAGUGGAGAAUCAGUGCAUCACAUUGAGUGUACUGCUGCCAUGAACACGGUUGCUUGGUCACCUCGUGAUUACUAUUUAGCCUAUGCUGGUGAUGAAACCGCCGAUGGUAAAUAUGCAGGCAACCUCAAGAUCUUUAGCAUGAAGGAUCCUAGAGAACAAAAAUAAAAAAAUAAAAAAUUGUACACAU